AUGUUAGCUGUAAAUCUGAAGGCAGUCUUGAACGGCUCGAAAUUUCCCUGGAGUCGCUGGCCGUUUGCUCCAAGAUUGUUGCAAGACGAGCCUCCUGCUCCAUCUGCUCCUCCUGUUCCUCCCGCUCCUAAUGCUCAUCCUGCUCCUCCUGCUCCUCCUGCUCCUCCUGCUCCUCCUGCUCCAUCUGCUCCUCCUGCUCCUACUUCUUCUCCGCCAUGGAGCUGCUGGUUACGGUCUGCAGCCCCAGACGGGUCUGAGGAGUCUGCAGCUCCUGGCGUGUCUGAGGAAUCUGCAGCCCCUGGCUGCUCUGAAGAGUUUGCAGACCCGUACGGGUCUAAAGAGUUUGCAGACCCUGGCGGCUCUGAAGAGUCUGCAGCCACUGGCGACUCUGAAGAGUCUGUAGCAAAUGGCAGCUCUGUAGAGUCUGCAGACCCUGAAGGGUCUAAGGAGUCUAUUAAGGGACAGCUGACGUCUACGGCCAUCAAGCGGCUCAACAGUAUGGCCACCACGUCCAUCAAGCGGCUCAACAAUAUGGCCACCGCGUCCAUCAAGCGGCUAAACAGUAUGGCCACCGCGUCCAUCAAGCGGCUCAACAGUAUGGCCAUCGCGUCCAUCAAGCGGCUCAACAGUAUGGCCACCGCGUCCAUCAAGCGGCUCAACAGUAUGGCCACCGCGUCCAUCAAGCGGCUCAACAGUAUGGCCACCGCGUCCAUCAAGCGGCUCAACAGUAUGGCCACCGCGUCCAUCAAGCGGCUCAACAGUCUGAGUCCCGCAACCAUCAUCACCCUCAGGAGGACCAAGGAGGGCACUCCAAUUACUGCAGGCGAGAGGUCCUGA
Molecule: messenger RNA, 837 nt
Organism: Hyalella azteca
Lineage: Eukaryota; Metazoa; Arthropoda; Malacostraca; Amphipoda; Hyalellidae
Gene: msopa
Product: predicted GPI-anchored protein 58
Exons: 4
Coding region: 1-837 (278 amino acids)
Source: RefSeq, a predicted model, not a curated record